This is a messenger RNA of Sorghum bicolor (sorghum), 4264 nucleotides long. Its product is annotated as putative pentatricopeptide repeat-containing protein At5g13230, mitochondrial. Gene Ontology annotation, biological process: RNA modification. The transcript is spliced from 3 exons. Gene Ontology annotation, molecular function: protein binding; zinc ion binding; RNA binding. NCBI's taxonomy places the organism in Eukaryota, Viridiplantae, Streptophyta, Magnoliopsida, Poales, Poaceae. The record is from RefSeq and is a predicted model, not a curated record. Bases 123 to 2600 code for a protein of 825 amino acids.
AUUUUCCCGUCAAGCGAAGUCGAAUCUCGCUCCAGCGCCUGUGCCAAAACGGCCACCCAAGAGAAGUCGAAUCCCGUUCUCAGGCCCCAGCUUCAAAAUCCUGGCUCCACCGCUGCCGCCGGAUGAUCCCCAGCCGCUGCCGCCGCCUCCUGCCAACCUUCUCACAACCCAAUGUCCCGCUCCGCCGUAACCUGGCCGCCAACGCAGCGCUGCAGUGGCUGGACGACGAGCUCGCGUCGCUCGCGCUCCCCAAGCUCGACUCCUACGCGUGCGCAAGGCUCCUGCAGCGCUGCAUCGCUCGUGGUGACGCCCGCGCCGGCCGCGCCGUGCACGCGCGUGUCGUGCAGCGCGGAGGAGUGGCGCAGCUGGACACCUUCUGCGCCAACGUCCUCCUCAACCUCUACGCGAAGCUCGGCCCACUGGCCGCCGCGCGUAGGCUGUUCGACGGAAUGCCGGAGCGGAACAUGGUGUCCUUCGUCACGCUCGUGCAGGGCUACGCUCUGCGUGGGGGGUUUGAGGAGGCCGCGGGGCUGUUCCGAAGGCUGCAGAGGGAAGGCCACGAGGUGAACCAUUUCGUGCUCACCACGAUCCUGAAGGUGCUGGUCGCUAUGGAUGCUCCUGGGCUUACCUGCUGCAUCCACGCCUGUGCAUGCAAGUUGGGCCACGACAGGAACGCCUUUGUUGGGUCAUCGCUGAUUGAUGCCUACUCGCUUUGUGGGGCUGUCAGUCAUGCGAGGUGCGUGUUCGAUGGGAUCAUCUGGAAGGAUGCUGUCACUUGGACGGCCAUGGUUUCUUGCUAUUCUGAGAAUGACAUACCAGAGGAUGCGCUUAAUACUUUCUCCAAAAUGAGGAUGGCAGGUGCCAAGCCUAAUCCGUUUGUGCUUACCAGUGUGCUCAAAGCUGCAGUUUGCCUGUCAUCUGCUGUGCUAGGCAAGGGCAUCCAUGGUUGCGCAGUCAAAACACUUUGUGAUACUGAACCUCAUGUUGGUGGCGCCUUGCUUGACAUGUAUGCCAAAUGUGGAUACAUUGAGGAUGCCCGCACUGUUUUUGAGAUUAUUCCCCAUGACGAUGUCAUACUCUGGAGCUUUCUGAUAUCCCGUUAUGCUCAGAGCUAUCAGAAUGAACAGGCAUUUGAGAUGUUCCUCAGAAUGAUGCGGUCUUCUGUUGUGCCAAAUGAGUUUAGUUUGUCCGGUGUUCUGCAGGCUUGUGCUAAUGUCGCCUUUUUGGAUCUGGGCCAGCAAAUUCAUAACCUUGUUAUAAAGUUAGGCUAUGAGUCUGAACUAUUUGUUGGCAAUGCACUAAUGGAUGUGUAUGCGAAAUGCAGAAAUAUGGAAAAUUCACUUGAGAUCUUCAGGUCAUUACGGGAUGCCAAUGAGGUGAGCUGGAACACAAUUAUUGUUGGCUACUGUCAGUCUGGUUUUGCAGAAGAUGCUUUGAGUGUGUUCCAGGAAAUGCGUGCUGCGCAUGUGCUCUCAACUCAAGUUACGUUCUCCAGUGUGCUCCGGGCUUGUGCAAAUACAGCAUCCAUCAAACAUACUGUCCAAAUUCACAGCUUGAUUGAGAAAUCCACAUUCAAUAAUGACACAAUUGUUUGCAAUUCACUGAUUGAUACAUAUGCCAAGUGUGGAUGCAUUAGGGACGCUCUGAAGGUAUUUGAAUCUAUAAUACAAUGUGAUGUAGUUUCAUGGAAUGCCAUAAUCUCAGGAUAUGCUCUCCAUGGACGAGCCACAGAUGCUCUGGAACUUUUCAACAGGAUGAAUAAAAGUGAUACAAAGCCAAAUGAUGUCACUUUUGUUGCUCUUCUGUCCGUCUGCGGUAGCACAGGCUUAGUCAAUCAAGGACUCUCUCUGUUUAACUCUAUGACGAUGGACCAUAGAAUCAAACCAUCUAUGGAUCAUUACACUUGCAUUGUUAGGCUUCUGGGACGUGCUGGCCGUCUAAAUGAUGCUUUAAAGUUUAUUGGGGAUAUUCCUUCAACACCAUCUCCUAUGGUUUGGCGAGCUUUGCUUAGCUCAUGUGUAGUUCAUAAGAAUGUAGCUCUGGGAAAAUUUUCAGCAGAGAAGGUGCUUGAGAUUGAACCACAGGACGAGACAACCUAUGUAUUACUGUCAAAUAUGUAUGCUGCAGCCGGAAUUUUGGAUCAAGUUGCUCUUUUGAGGAAAUCAAUGAGAAACAUAGGUGUAAAGAAAGAGGUUGGUCUUAGUUGGGUUGAGAUCAAGGGGGAAGUUCAUGCCUUUUCAGUGGGAUCAGCAGAUCAUCCAGAUAUGCGGAUAAUAAAUGCAAUGCUGGAAUGGCUAAACCUGAAGGCUAGUAGGGAAGGUUAUGUUCCAGACAUAAAUGUAGUAUUGCAUGACGUGGAUGAGGAAGAAAAAGCUCGCAUGCUAUGGGUCCAUAGUGAGAGGCUGGCUUUAGCAUAUGGCCUUUCUAUGACACCUCCUGGCCAUCCAAUACGGAUAAUGAAGAAUUUGCGUUCCUGCUUGGACUGCCAUACCGUGUUUAAGGUUAUAUCUAAAAUAGUUCAACGGGAAAUCGUCGUUAGAGAUAUCAAUCGCUUUCACCAUUUUGAUGAAGGAAUAUGCUCCUGUGGUGAUUAUUGGUGAUGUUCUAUCAUUCAUUGGUUUAUUUGAACAUAGGAUAGCAUAUCCUAUAUAGUGCUACCAGUACAAUUUUGUAGGAAAGCUUCUUUCCAUGACAAGAUCUCCAAAAUAUACAUGCAUACUUGAUUUUCUGGAUGAACUAUUCUGAAGAUGAUAUGUUGCUUGAUCUGAAGAGUACUGCUGCUGAUGUCCUGUUUGGCAAAAAGUGGUGGAGACCAUGUCUUGGCAAUAGCACUGGAGCUCGCUACCAGUGCAGCUCCCAUGCCUCCGCCACCUGUCUUUGCUCCCAUCGCUGACUCCUACUAUCUCUGGCCCCACCACAGCCUCUGCAGUCUCUGGACCCACCGCUGCUUGCAGAUCCAUCCUGGAUUUUUGAUUCGCUGCAGUGACCAUCACUGUGGCAUUAAGGACGACGAGGCUGAGUUAACAAUGCUGCUGUGAUACUUGCAAUGGGGGAGCUUAAUGAGCGGUUAAUAAAUCAUCUGGGCUAUUACAUCUGCAGUUAUGCAUAGGGAUACAUUUAGAGUAGCUCUCAGCUAAUGAUAUGCUGUUUCUUUCUGCUAUAACGGUAUAACCAUAAGUUGCUGUUGCUGCUUUAAUUUUUGAGGUUCAAAGAAGUCCAAUGGCUGAGACUACAAGGGAGGCAGUUCGUAAACUGGAACUUGAGGCCUUAUGAUAUGUUGUUUAUCAUGAAGAUGAUGGUGCCUCACUAGAUAAUGGAACUGCCUUUAAUGGUGCUUAGCUUGGAGCCUGUUGAUGGCAACAAAAUGGUUCUACAUGAUUGUGCAAAGGAGUUGUAUCGUUGUAUCCAAUGCCCUUCCGUUUUGUUGGGAAGAUCAUGUAGACAAAGCUUGAUAGGAAGGCCAUCCCUAGAGGCAGGUUCUUGAGAAGCUCGCUGGUGUUGUUGCUAGCGUUGGGGAAGAAGCACCUCUGGAGGCCAGCGUCGCUGAACGCCACGGUGAGGAACACCACGGCAGCAACGACGGCGUGCACGUAGUCCAGCGGCUGAAGGCGCAGUUUCUGGAGCUCGCCGAGCGCCCACUCCCGCUCCUCCUCCUCGCCCGAGAAGUUGAAGACGUUGAACCCGUGCGGCGUCGCCACGCCGUAGUAGAGCUUGCUGUCUCGGCCGACGACGCUGUCGGUGAAGGAGAAGAGGAGGGAGAAGGCGGCGAGGACGGCGACCAGCGUGGCCGUGAGCCACUUGUUGGCGGGAAGGCACGUCCCAUGGUUGGUGUUGGUGAAGGACGGGGACAGCGCCUGGUACGCCAGCACCGUGCCCGUCGGAAGGAGCUGUGCCAGGUUCGCCGCGCUUGACAUCACCUUGUCCGCCGCUGUCCGGUUGGCUGCCAUGGUUGUAGAGCCGUCAUCCGCACCCUUUGGCAUCGCCGGCGGUACUCUGUCGUCGUUGGUCUGAGAUGUCAUCUGGAUCACGGUGACCGAAGGAGGAAGAGAUGCCAUUAAUGUACUCUUACUACGUAACAUGUGUGCUGGGUCUAGGUGUAGUACUUCUCUGGACUCUGGAAUCUGGAUCGCGCGUGUGGUCUUGUUCAUUCGUGCGGGAGAGUUGAUGUUUAUUAUAGGUGAAUCCUUGUGGAAGUUUGGCGCGUUGAUUUGUCUGCUACUCACAUAUGUUCAAGAAUGAAUGGACAUGCAGGAACUUUCUGCUA